Messenger RNA from Thunnus maccoyii (southern bluefin tuna), 829 nucleotides. RefSeq names its product testis expressed 36 (gene tex36). Lineage: Eukaryota; Metazoa; Chordata; Actinopteri; Scombriformes; Scombridae. The transcript has 4 exons. The coding region runs from base 133 to 735 and encodes 200 amino acids. The record is from RefSeq and is a predicted model, not a curated record.
CAUGUUACCAUAGUCACCAGUGUUUGCAUUAGUUGUUAAGUUAGCCUCUCUCUCUUUCUCUCUCUGUGUGUGUGGUGUAUUGGUGAAACUACUCAGAGAACUCACUGGACCAAAAUUUCAAACUUUCUUAAAAUGGUUAAAGGAGGAAAGCGUUAUUUUUCAAUGAGCAAUGAUUGCAAAUGGUUUGCUCAUCCAGAUUUACCAAGAAAUGAGACAAGGAAUCGAGAGACUUGUACAAGCACUGGGCUCAUGCUGACUCAGGUUAAAUCAUCACUGCCUCAGGCUUUAAACUUUGAGCGCUAUCCUAAAUGGAAAACUCAGCAGAAGUCCAGAGAGUAUCCAUUCUCAGACCAUGACAACAAGCGUGCCUUUAAAGACAAUAUCACAGUUUUCACUCAAGGUGUGGGACGCAGAAAGUGUCUUGAUGACUACAGACAGCACAACUCCCACUUCUGCCUCUGCCAUGAUGGAGCUGACGGCAGUGCUGAAGACACCAGGACGGACCUCGCGGCCUACCGGACUGACUUCAUGGUGGAGCAGGCUGUUAAUGUUCCAACCAACACCAGACGGUUCCCACGCAACCACAAGAGAAAGUCUGAAGAGGCAGCUUUGGCACAGGCAGGGGAGCAGUUCAUGUGGUUCGGACGACACGACUCUCACCUCUCGGAGACCCUGGAAGUGCUGGCAGCUACCAACUGCCCAGCAUCUUCCAAUACUCCUACGUUAAAGCAUUAGGUGGCGUCAUUGAGAGAACAUAGCUUAAAGAGAGGGUCAGAUGAACUUUUGUGAAGGUCCAGCUGUCAAAUAAAGAACUUAAUUAGAAAAAUCC